AUGGCUGUUUGGAAUGAUGGUUUAGUAGAUGUCUUUUGUGACUUUUGUAUCAAGGAGGUGGAUAACAAUAAUCGUCCACAUACUCAUUUUAAUCCGGAGGGAUGGCUGAAUAUAAUCAAUAAUUUUUCUAAAGAAACGGGCAAAGAAUAUACUAGAAAACAACUGAAAAAUAAAUGGGAUUCCCUCAAAGAUCAUUGGAAAUUAUGGAAAGAUUUGAAGGGAAAAGAGACCGGUCUUGGGUGGGAUCACAGGCGUCAAACUAUAGAUGCAUCCGAUGAGUGGUGGCGCCUCAAGAUUGAGAAAAACAAGGAAUAUGGAAAGUUAAAGAAAAAGGGAAUUGCACCCGAUUUUGAAGACAAGUUGGAUAAGAUGUUCAUGGGUAUUUCAGCCACUGGUCAGCAUGCAUAUUCACCAUCUUCUGCACUACCUAUCCCUAGAAGUCCACAGCAAGGUAACAAUGAGGUGAACCUUGAAGGUAGUGGUGACUCUGAGGACAAUGAUGAUUUGGCCCCCACUCUGCCUAAAAGAAAAAGAAAUGAGAGAGCUGAGAAAGGUAAAGGAGUAGUACCAAAAAAAGAAAAGGUGGGAGGUGCUGCUCAUUUGGCUAAACAAAUUAAUCGAAUGUGUGAGGCAAUUGAGAGUAGGAGCACAGGAACUUCCAUGAUCAAUAAAAGUGUAGAAGGUGGAGCCACUACUAUUAAGGACGUGAUGAAGGAUGUCACCUCAUUGCCUAGUAUCGAGCAGGGUAAUAGGUUGUGGUUUUUUGCCACUCGACUGUUUUUAAGUCAAGAGAAGAGAGAGAUGUAUUUCACUAUGGAAGAUCCUAACGUGAGGUUGGAGUGGCUGAAAUUUGAGAUUAACGAUAACUAA
Rosa chinensis is the source of this 870-nucleotide messenger RNA. Its product is annotated as L10-interacting MYB domain-containing protein-like. Lineage: Eukaryota; Viridiplantae; Streptophyta; Magnoliopsida; Rosales; Rosaceae. Bases 1 to 870 code for a protein of 289 amino acids. The record is from RefSeq and is a predicted model, not a curated record. The transcript is spliced from 2 exons.